This is a messenger RNA of Triticum dicoccoides, 963 nucleotides long. RefSeq lists its product as uncharacterized. Lineage: Eukaryota; Viridiplantae; Streptophyta; Magnoliopsida; Poales; Poaceae. The record is from RefSeq and is a predicted model, not a curated record. The coding region runs from base 31 to 738 and encodes 235 amino acids. The transcript has 2 exons.
AGAGAGAGAGAUCAGGAGGCGCCGGCGGCCAUGGCGGGAGAGGUGAGCAAGGAGGAGCUCCGGAGCGUCCUCAUGCAGGCCAUGAUGGCCGCCAAGAACUUGCGCCCGCAGCGCGACCGCCUCCUGCAUCUCCAGCGCCGCCUGCAGCGCCUCCAGGCCGCCACCCCGGGCCCCGACGAUGCCAAGCUCCGGGACCUCGCCACGGACCUCUUCAAGGUCUACUACAUCGGCAUGGAGGCCGGCGCCCGCAUGCUCAGCACCUGCCUCGAGCUAGCCGUCAAGAACGGCGGCCGCUUCGCCAUGAACCCCUCCUUCGCCGUCAUGCCCGACGAGCAGCUCCACGACGCGCUGCUCGCGCAGCGCCUCCCGGCCCGCCCCACCACCCAGCCCGAGGCCUUGGCCCGCGUCGAGGCCGCGCUCUUCGCCGUCAAGCUGCCCGAGGAGUACCACAUCCCGCGCUGCAUCGAGCACCUCGCCGGCUCCCGGCCCCCGCACCCCGGCGGCAAGCACGACACCGCCUCGCCGGACGGCAAGCUCAGGACAGCCAUCGACCUGGACAAGGCGUCCGACUUCCUCGAGCGCGGGUGCACCAUCCUGAGCCUCGCCGUCAAGCACGUCGACCUCGCCGUCGCCGUGCUCUCUCGCUUCCUCGACCGCAAGGAGCUCGCCAGCCUCGCCGACUUCACCGACAAGGUCGCCUACAUCUCCGAGGACGGGCCAUAUCCUUCAACAGAUUAGGCAGCUCACUACUUCACCUGAUCGAUCCAGGCUGUCGACAAGCGAUUGAAAUGUUGAUCUUAGCCAUGCUCAUGCUAUCAGUCUUAUUUACCUAGGAUGAUCUGUAGCUACUUUAUUAUUCAGACUUAUGGUUUCAGUUCAGUUUGGUCAGAUUAAUCUGCUGCUAUGCUACUACUAUUUGUGCUCAAUAACUUUCUGGAUGGCUGUGGCUAUCUUUCUGGAUCA